Molecule: messenger RNA, 1137 nt
Organism: Aspergillus clavatus NRRL 1
Lineage: Eukaryota; Fungi; Ascomycota; Eurotiomycetes; Eurotiales; Aspergillaceae
Product: putative Pfs domain protein
Exons: 1
Coding region: 1-1137 (378 amino acids)
Biological process (GO): nucleoside metabolic process
Molecular function (GO): catalytic activity
Source: RefSeq, a predicted model, not a curated record
AUGGAAUAUCCUCGUCCCACAAGACGAGAUCAGUUCAAGGUUGCAAUAUUGUGCGCGCUCGCGGUUGAAUCGGACGCUGUGGAGGCAAUCUUUGACGAGUACUAUGACGAAGAGGAAGACGAUUUUGGCCAGCAUACACGCGAUCAAAAUACAUACCUGAAUGGAAGGGUAGGCCAACAUUAUGUUGUUCUUGUCUACGUGGGUGGAAUGGGCAAGGUGAAGGCCAUGGCUGCAACCUCAAAUCUCAAACUGAGCUACCGCAAUAUCCAGCUCGCUCUGGUUGUCGGUGUGUGUGGCGGUAUCCCGCGCAGCAACGAUGGCAAAGAAAUAUAUCUAGGCGAUGUGCUUGUGAGCGACCGUCUCGUUCAGUGGGACAUUGGUAAGCAUCUUCCACACGGGUUCCUUCGCAAGGUAGAUCCUGCGUACUCGCAAACGAGGCCGAAUCAGGAGACGCAGGCCCUUCUGGACAGGAUACGGGAUAUUGAUAAACAGCACCAGCGGAAAGUGGCGCUGGUGCAGCAUCUUGCAGCGGUGCAAAAGGUCCUCGGUGACCGGAGUGCGACUUACCCUGGGAUAGAUCAAGACUGUCUAUUUCCCUCAACUCAUCUCCAUCAACACCGUGGUCUUCGCCCUUGCGGUGUGUGCGUGUCCUGUGGUGAUUGCGAAGACGACGGCAUAUGCAAGAAGGCUUUGAACGCGUCCUGUGACGAGCUGGGGUGCAUCGACAAGGCGCCCAGCUGCAGGAUCCGGUCAGCAUCACCUGAUGCAGUAUCGAAGGUCCCCUCUCCAGCAGUACAUGUUGGUCCCAUUGCAUCUGGUGAUACUGUACUGGUGUCUGGGGAAGACCGGGACAGACUCGUGGCCAGAGAAGGCGUUAUCGGUGUCGAGAUGGAAGGGAUCGGGCUCUGGAAGGAAACGCCUUGCAUCGUUAUCAAGGCAGUUGCUGAUUAUGCCGACUGCCACAAGGCCAAAGCGUGGCAGCGAUACGCUGCGGGAACAGCCGCUUCGUUCACCAAGCUCUUUCUGCUUGACUAUCUCGUCGACACUCCUGACACGCCCGCAGUGCCGCUGACCGGUAAGACUGCCUAUUAUGCCCAUUUGCUCCGACAUAUUGAUUCUGAUAUUCACCUCAAAUAG